Molecule: messenger RNA, 1860 nt
Organism: Rhizoctonia solani
Lineage: Eukaryota; Fungi; Basidiomycota; Agaricomycetes; Cantharellales; Ceratobasidiaceae
Exons: 8
Coding region: 1-1860 (619 amino acids)
Source: RefSeq, a predicted model, not a curated record
AUGUCUAGAGAAGAUCUCAGCCCGACUGAGCUUGCAAAGAUUCAGGUAUAUCUUGCUGCCCAAGGCUACGAGAUACAACCUAUUGCGCCGCCAGCCCCAAGCAAGAUAACUCCGGCAAACCAAACAACAGCAAAACCAGCGACUAUGGCAAAACCUGUGGCUGCGGCCAAACCAACGGCUACAACAAGAUUGACUGUGAGGCCUGGGACUGCCCACUCAUCAGUACCCUACUCUCCCUACCGGUCCCCUCGUUCUCCCUACCGGCCCUCUCGGUCUCCUUUCCGGUCUACUCGUUCUCCCCUCAUUGCCGUACCUUCUCCGCGUCACAAGUCUUCAAAGCUUAUCCGUCCACCAAUACAGAUGAGGUACAUGAAGAAGCCUAAGGGAACAGUUGGGAGGAAGGGGAAGUACGGGUGGCCAGCGGCUCUGAAGGAUAUUUUUGGCGUAACUCCAGCCAAGUACCAAUUUAUCUUUAGUAUCAUAAAGCGCCUGGUUUUCAAGAAACUCGAUACAACAAUAUGUUUCCAAGACCAAGAAGGAGAUAAUAUUACAUGGGUUAUUCAGAAGACCUACAAGUUUAUUCCCGAAUUUAGGAUCUACAAAGGCGAUUGGCCAAUCCAGGGCUUCAUGCAAUCAAUUCUCAAGAAUGCCAACUAUAAGCAUCGAAAGUUGGUUAAAGGGUUAGCGGCGAACCCGGACGAUCUCAAUCAAGUUGCCACUGGCGAUCACGAAAUGACGGAGGCAACCAAUGCGGCCAACCGUGUCGUGGAUGCGGACUCUAGCAAUGAUGAAGAUGCAACCAAGGAAGCGGACUACAAUACCAGUAUGGUAUCUGCCGCAAAUGUGACAUUCAAAAUGGGUGACACGGCUAUGGCAAUUGCGUCUCCUGAGCCAAAAAUUGCCGGUAGCACCUCGGAUUCCGAUGAAGAUACAAGCGAAUUCUUCAGGAAGAUACUUCCCCCGCGGCCGGCGCUUUCAACCUUGUCCUCAGUUCGGCCUCCCAACUCUACUACCUCCGGCGAGCCCAACCGAGCUCCAGUGCAGCGGCCCCGGCCUCGCAUGAGGCCGCCACCACAAGAUCGUGCCUCGGAAGCGCCACCAACGGAACAAGAGUCCGGGCCGUUGCCCGGUCCUGUGCCAGCAUCCACUCCUGCACCCACUCCUGCGCCGUCUCCGUCUCCCUCGCCUGAGCCACAGCCCAAGCCAUCCAAAAAGCACACGAAGAGGGUGCCUGCGGUAUCAAAGACUCAUGCGACAAGGGCUAAGGCUCCAAGCCAGCCAGAGCCAGAGCCCGAGUCUGAGCUCGAGUCCGUGACCGCAACCAAGCCGAAGACAACGUCCAAGCCAGUCAAGCGGGUGGCAGGAAAGAGCAGGGGCAGGGAGAUCCAGCAACCAGAGCUAGAUCCCGUAUCCGAACCCGAACCCGAACCCGAACCCGAACCCGAACUGGUACUCAAACCGUCCAAGAGAUCCAAGUCCGGAAAGCCGGCCGACGCCGCUGCACCUGCACCUAAACCAAAGGCAGCGCCCAAGCCGAAAGUGGUGCCCAACCCACAGCAAGUGCGCCAGCCGAAGGCAACGAGCUCUCGGCCGAACCGUGGCCGAGUAGGGGUGGCUGAAACCACGCUUGAGUCGGAUUCAGAGCUCAGCAACGUAUCGGCAUCCCGGUCUAACCCCCCGCAGGCAUCAUCCGAUGCAGGGGAAGAACUGGAGUAUGAGGAGGAGGAGGAGAGCCACCCAGUUGCAACGGUUACAAAGAGCAAGGGCAAAAAGGUGAACAAAGACGCAACCUUUGAUUCUGACGAAGACUCUCUGACCAAACGGCGUGCCUCGCAGAUGGAACAUCGAAGAGAAGUAUAA